This is a messenger RNA of Hyla sarda, 5407 nucleotides long. It is a transcript of the gene KDM6A, whose product is annotated as lysine demethylase 6A. Gene Ontology annotation, biological process: heart development; regulation of gene expression. The record is from RefSeq and is a predicted model, not a curated record. Lineage: Eukaryota; Metazoa; Chordata; Amphibia; Anura; Hylidae. The coding region runs from base 348 to 4712 and encodes 1454 amino acids. Gene Ontology annotation, molecular function: chromatin DNA binding; RNA polymerase II cis-regulatory region sequence-specific DNA binding; histone H3K27me2/H3K27me3 demethylase activity. The transcript has 30 exons. Gene Ontology annotation, cellular component: MLL3/4 complex.
UCGGCGGCGGCGGCGGGUUGCGAGUAUACGUUGCCGAGCAGAGAAGUGCGUGUGUGCUGCGGGCUGACACCAUUGCCACAAGUUUGUGCCGCGCAUCCCGGGGCCUCCGCUCUCAGCGCACACACUAUGUAAAACUACACAGAAAGCACAGUGUAAACAAGACAUUACAGAUGAGAGGUCUCCAGCAUGAGGCGCCCCGCUAGCUCUGGGGGGAUGUGGAGGUAGACGGGGGGAGUGCGCCCCACAAUAAGGCGGUGUGUUUACACGGCCGGGCUCACGCACCCGCAUCACUGACGCUUCUCUCCCGCUGCUCGCCGUGUGACUGCUGCCAGUGACGCUGCGUUUCCAUGAAAUCGUGCGGAGUGUCGCUCUCCGCCGCAGCUGUGCUCUCUGCUGCUGCCUCCCUCGGUGAUGAGGAAAAGAAAAUGGCGGCGGGAAAAGCGAGCGAGAGCGAGGAGGACUUCCCUAACCUGACGGCGGACGAGCGAGAAGCCCUGGCCGGGCUCGACAGCCGACUCUAUGGAUUUCUGAAGCUUCAUGAAGAUGGCGCCAGAACGAAGGCCUUGCUUUCUAAGGCUGUCCGUUGCUAUGAAGCUCUAAUCCUAAAAUCUGAGGGAAAAGUAGAGUCCGAUUUCUUCUGUCAGUUAGGCCAUUUCAACCUAUUGUUGGAAGACUAUCCAAAAGCAUUAUCUGCAUACCAGAGGUACUACAGUUUACAAUCAGACUACUGGAAGAAUGCUGCCUUUCUUUAUGGCCUUGGAUUGGUCUACUUCCAUUACAAUGCAUUUCACUGGGCAAUUAGAGCAUUUCAGGAAGUGCUUUACGUCGAUCCCGGCUUUUGUCGCGCCAAGGAAAUCCAUUUACGACUUGGACUUAUGUUCAAAGUGAAUACGGACUAUGAGUCAAGUUUAAAGCAUUUUCAGUUGGCUUUGAUUGACUGUAAUCCCUGCACUUUGUCCAAAGCUGAAAUUCAGUUUCACAUUGCUCACUUGUACGAAACACAGAGAAAGUACCACUCUGCAAAAGAAGCAUAUGAACAACUUCUGCAGACUGAAAACCUUCCUAUUCAAGUAAAAGCAACUGUUUUACAGCAGUUAGGAUGGAUGCAUCACACUGUUGAUCAGUUGGGAGAUAAAGCCACCAAGGCCAGCUAUGCCAUUCAGUAUCUGCAGAGAUCAUUAGAGGCAGAUCCCAACUCUGGUCAGUCCUGGUAUUUCCUUGGAAGGUGCUACUCCAGUAUUGGCAAGGUUCAGGAUGCCUUUAUAUCCUACAGGCAAUCUAUCGAUAAGUCUGAGGCGAGCGCGGACACAUGGUGUUCAAUAGGUGUGCUAUAUCAGCAGCAGAACCAGCCUAUGGAUGCACUGCAGGCCUAUAUUUGUGCAGUCCAGUUGGAUCAUGGCCAUGCUGCAGCUUGGAUGGACCUAGGCACAUUGUAUGAAUCAUGCAACCAGCCUCAGGAUGCCAUCAAAUGCUACCUAAAUGCCACACGGAGCAAAAACUGUAGUAAUACCUCUGCACUUGCAGCACGGAUUAAGUAUUUACAGGCUCAGUUGUGUAACCUUCCACAAGGUAGUCUACAGAGUAAAACUAAAUUGCUUCCUAGUAUUGAGGAGGCAUGGAGCCUACCAAUCCCCGCAGAGCUUACCUCCAGGCAGGGUGCCAUGAACUCAGCACAGCAGGCCUGUAAACCUCAUCAUCAGAAUGCUGAAUCUGUACUAGGCCUCAGUCAAACACCAAUUUCACAGCAGUCCUUGCCACUACAUAUGAUUCCUUCUAGCCAGGUAGAUGAACUGUCAAGUCCUGCCAAGAGGAAAAGAACUUCUAGUCCUGCAAAGAAUUCUUCUGAAACUUGGAGUGGUGGCCAUGUAGCGUCACAUACCCCAGCUCAACAACAGCAACUACAUUCCUGGUCUUUGCCCCCACAGAAGUUACAGCAAUUGGAACAGCUACGAGCAAACAGGAAUAACCUAAGUCCUGCACAAAAAGUGUUGUUGGAACAGUUGGAGGGUCAGUUUGUCUUAAUGCAGCAGCACCAGCAGCAGAUAAGACAAACAGGAGUUGCACAGGUACGACCUACUGGAAUUGCUAAUGGGCCAACAGCUGACUCAUCACUGCCUACAAACUCCGUCUCUGGUCAGCAGCAUCAAGUUGCACUAACCAGAACGCUUAACGUCACUCAGCCUGGAAUCCGUCCAGCUUGCCCUGUACAGCCUGUGGCUAAUGGACCCUUUCCGGCAGGACCAGUUUCCUGCAAUACCACAGGGACGAUGGGUAGUACAGACACUAUGUUAGGCAAUAAUCACGUAACGGGAAGUGGAAGUAAUGGAAAUGUGCCUUACCCACAGCGAAACGCACUCGCUCUACCUCAUAACCGCACAAACCUGACCAGCAGCGCAGAGGAGCCGUGGAAAAACCAACUGUCUAACUCCACUCAGGGGCUUCAUAAAGGUCAGAAUUCACAUUUGGCAGGUCCUAAUGGUGAACGACCUCUUUCUUCCACUGGGCCUUCCCAGCAACUCCAAGCAGCUGGCACUGGUAUUCAAAAUCAGGUUGGACAUCCUACCAUGCCUAGCAAUUCAGUAACACAGGGGGCUGCUCUCAAUCACCUCUUCUCUCACACUGCUACCUCAGGUGGACAACAAGGCAUUAUUUUAACCAAAGAGAGCAAGCCUUCAGGAAAUGGAUCGGUGCCUGAAACAAGCAGGCUUUCUGAAGGGACACCUAACAGCACUGCCGGUAUAGAGGGACUUCCUAAUCAUGUCCAUCAGGUGACGGCAGACACUGUUCCUAGCCCUAGCCAUGGAGAUUCUAAGUCACCAGGUUUACUUAGUUCAGACAAUCCUCAGCUCUCUGCCUUGUUGAUGGGAAAAGCCAAUAACAAUGUGGGUACUGGAACCUGUGACAAAGUCAACAAUAUACAUCCAGCUGUUCAUACAAAAACUGAGAAUUCUGUUGCCUCCUCCCCUUCUUCAGCCAUUUCCACAGCAACACCUUCUCCAAAAUCUACUGAACAGACUAUGACCAACAGUGUUAUCAGCCUUAACAGCCCCCACAGUGGACUUGAAACAGUCAAUGGAGAGGGAAAUGCGGACUCUCAGAGCCCCACAAAAAAGGACCCUCCUUUAAUUACCCACAAAAGUCCUAAGACCAUACCAUCCAUGUCGGUCUCCAUUUACCCCAGCUCGACAGAGGUUUUAAAAGCAUGUCGGAAUCUGGGUAAAAAUGGUUUAUCAAACAGUAGCAUUUUACUGGACAAGUGCCCACCUCCUCGGCCGCCUCCACCACCUUAUCCUCCUUUACCAACAGAUAAAUUAAAUCCUCCAACACCCAGCAUCUAUCUGGAGAAUAAGAGAGAUGCUUUCUUCCCACCUCUUCAUCAGUUCUGCACGAAUCCGAACAAUCCUGUUACUGUUAUCCGUGGCCUUGCUGGAGCACUUAAGUUAGACCUAGGUUUAUUUUCUACUAAAACAUUGGUAGAAGCAAAUACUGAACACAUAGUUGAAGUGCGGACGCAGUUGUUACAGCCUUCCGAUGAAAACUGGGAUCCAACUGGAACAAAGAAAAUCUGGCGUUGUGAGAGUAGUCGCUCACAUACUACCAUUGCAAAAUAUGCACAGUACCAGGCUGCUUCAUUCCAGGAAUCACUAAGGGAGGAAAAUGAGAAGAAAAGCCACCACAAGGACCACUCGGAUAGUGAAUCUACAUCUUCAGAUAACUGUGGUCGAAAAAGAAAAGGACCAUUUAAGACAAUUAAAUUUGGGACCAACAUUGACUUAUCGGAUGAAAAAAAGUGGAAAUUGCAGCUACAUGAAUUGACCAAACUUCCAGCAUUUGCACGUGUUGUGUCAGCAGGAAAUCUCCUAAGUCAUGUUGGUCACACCAUUCUUGGAAUGAAUACUGUUCAGUUGUACAUGAAGGUUCCAGGAAGCAGAACUCCAGGUCAUCAAGAAAACAAUAAUUUUUGUUCAGUGAAUAUAAAUAUUGGGCCUGGAGACUGCGAAUGGUUUGUUGUCCCUGAGUCAUACUGGUGUGUAAUGAAUGAUUUUUGUGAAAAAAAUAAUAUAAAUUUUCUCUUGGGAUCAUGGUGGCCGAACCUUGAAGACUUAUAUGAAGCAAAUGUUCCAGUAUACAGGUUUAUUCAAAGACCUGGAGACUUGGUUUGGAUAAACGCUGGCACAGUCCAUUGGGUUCAAGCAAUUGGCUGGUGUAACAACAUUGCAUGGAAUGUUGGGCCUCUAACAGCUUACCAGUAUAAACUUGCUGUUGAACGGUACGAAUGGAACAAGCUACAGUGUGUAAAAUCAAUAGUACCAAUGGUUCAUCUGUCCUGGAACAUGGCAAGGAACAUUAAAGUAUCAGAUCCAAAACUCUUUGAGAUGAUAAAAUAUUGCUUACUGAGGACAAUGAAGCAGUGCCAGGCACUAAGAGAAGCUCUUAUUGCUGCAGGAAAAGAAAUGAUGUGGCAUGGAAGAUCAAAAGAGGAGCCUGCUCAUUACUGCAGCCUCUGUGAGGUGGAAGUCUUCAGUCUGCUUUUUGUUACGAAUGAAAGUAAUUCUCGGAAGACGUACAUAGUUCAUUGCCAUGACUGUGCGCGAAAAACUAGUUCAGACCUGGAAAACUUUGUGGUGCUAGAACAGUACAAAAUGGAGGAGCUAAUGCAAAUUUAUGAUUUGUUUACAUUAGCUCCUCCAAUGCCUUCACCAUCUUCUUGAUGUUUUUUUAUGGACAGUAAAUAAGAACAUUUCUGAUAUUCAGGAAGCGACCCAGUUCUGUACCACUGUUUUUUUCCCUCCUACUUUGUUUGUGUCCCACCCCUCCCCCUUAAUCCCCUCCAUUAUUUUUGUUAGGUAGCUGUUCCAUAAGGCUGCUGGCUGAAAGCUGCGUCUAUGCAACCUUCCAAGUGCGGAGUGUCAACCAACUGGACAGGAGAAGUGCUCCUACUCCAGGACUUUACUAUAUAAAAUAAUAAAAAAAAAAAAAAAAAAAUGCUGAUCCAGCUGUUCAUAAAGAAAUUCAUGUUUUGUAUAUAUCUGACAAGACUGGCAACAUUAUACAGACUACUGACUUGAAAAUCACUUUAGUUCUCUUGCUUUUUAUUCUCUUCACCUUAUUUUGGGCUGAAAAUGUUUCAUUUCCAUCCCUCAUCCCUUCUCAGUUUUUUUUAUUUUUUUUAUUAAGUACUAACUUUAGCUGGUCGUCUUUGUAAGGUAGAUAGAUAUUUUAUGUCUUUUGAGCAUUAUUUUUUUUUUUUAUGUGAAAGGUGAAUUUUUAUUUUUUUGUUUUCCUUAACCCGCUUUAAGUUUCUCUUUUCUGUCUUGUUUUGGAAAAAACAAAAAAACAAAACCAUGACGGUUAAAAUUUAUGUUUCAUAAAAAGAAAAUAAGUAAAAAAAAUAUAAAAAAAAAAA